Trypanosoma grayi is the source of this 849-nucleotide messenger RNA. RefSeq lists its product as hypothetical. NCBI's taxonomy places the organism in Eukaryota, Euglenozoa, Kinetoplastea, Trypanosomatida, Trypanosomatidae. The transcript has a single exon. Bases 1 to 849 code for a protein of 282 amino acids. The record is from RefSeq and is a predicted model, not a curated record.
AUGUCGUACAGAACGAGGCGUGGCAGCACCGACGCAACUGCCAGCGGCUGCCGCUCCGCCACCUUCGCGACUUGCAGUGCCAGUGGAUACCCUGGGUCAACGCAAAACAUGUCACUGCUCUUCCGCCAAGCGCUCGUGUCUCCUCCUUCGUUCUCUGCUGCUGCCGCUGCUGCUGUGUCUGCAUCGCCGUCCUCGUCCUCAUCGUCGUUCUCAUCACCGCAUGACGUGUCGCUCUCGUCCACGCCGUCGCUGGCGCCGCUGCUGUCCUCGUCAUCGCUUUCGUCGUCCGAUGCGGCGCGGCCACUGUCGGCGACGACAACCCGUACAGAGUGUGUCCGGCGCUUUACCGUAAUUGACGCCGUCACGACGCGCAGCCCCGCGGCAAUCAACAUGCGGCGGAGGCUGAACCGCACCUUCCGUCCAUCCAUCGCCGGCACCUCGUGGCCAUGCGCGGCGAAGAUGGCAUGGAUCGCGUCCUCCAGCACAAGCCGCCGCUCCGGAGACGACACGACGAUGCGGCGCGCCACGCACGGGUCGAUGGCGAUGCGGGAAAGCCGCAGCUGCUCGCGGCGCCGCGCCAGGUACGUCUCAAGUGGCCGAUGUCGCUGCCCCGGCUGGUCGCACGGCGGCGGGGCGGCAAAGUGCGGCAUUAGGUACGGCACCAUCGGCUCCGUGCUGGACUCGCACACGUACAGCACGCGUAGCCACUGUUCGCGCAGCAGAUGUCGGAUGCCAAUACCCAAGCCGGACGCGGAUGCUCGUCGCUCCCGCUGUCCGCCACCAGUACCGCUGCUGCUCCUGUUGUUCUGGAAUCGGCGAAAGCCCGUCACGAGGUGGUCGCACGCGUAG